This is a messenger RNA of Mitosporidium daphniae, 591 nucleotides long. RefSeq names its product 40S ribosomal protein S5. Gene Ontology annotation, cellular component: cytosolic small ribosomal subunit; ribosome. The coding region runs from base 1 to 591 and encodes 196 amino acids. Gene Ontology annotation, biological process: translation; ribosomal small subunit assembly. NCBI's taxonomy places the organism in Eukaryota, Fungi, Microsporidia. Gene Ontology annotation, molecular function: mRNA binding; rRNA binding; structural constituent of ribosome. The record is from RefSeq and is a predicted model, not a curated record. The transcript has a single exon.
AUGACUGAGGUAGACUCUGAACAACUACAAGUUAAGCUUUUCAACAAGUGGUCCUACGAUGGCGUCAAGUGUAACGAUAUUUCCCUCGUUGAUUAUAUCGAGCUUGGAAACCAGGUUUAUCUUCCACAUUCUGCAGGAAGAUUUGCGUCAAAGAGAUUCAGAAAGGCUAAAUGCCCCAUUGUUGAGCGCCUUACCAACUCUUUAAUGAUGAAUGGCCGCAACAAUGGAAAGAAGGUUCUUGCCGUCAGAAUUGUCAAGCAAGCGCUAGAGCUGAUUAACUUGAUGACCGAUCAGAAUCCCAUCCAAGUCGUAGUCGAUGCAAUUGUGAAUACCGGGCCUCGUGAAGAUUCCACCCGAAUUGGAUCAUCUGGAGCUGUUCGUCGCCAAGCCGUUGAUGUGUCUCCUCUACGUCGUGUCAAUCAAGCCAUUGCCCUGCUUACCAUUGGUUCCCGCGAGGCUGCUUUCAGAAACGUCAAAAGCAUUGCAGAAUGCCUUUCCGAUGAGCUCAUCAAUGCCGCCAAGGGUUCGUCCUCCAGUUAUGCUAUUCGUAAGAAAGACGAGCUUGAGCGUGUUGCCAAAUCCAACCGCUAA